Messenger RNA from Lactuca virosa, 1501 nucleotides. NCBI's taxonomy places the organism in Eukaryota, Viridiplantae, Streptophyta, Magnoliopsida, Asterales, Asteraceae. The record is from the annotation of a GenBank genome assembly.
UCCUAAACCCCUCUUAGAUUGAAAAAGAACACAAAACCCCCUCUGCCGAAACUCACAAUAUCCAACGACAGUGACAAAGAGAGCAAGACCAUGACGAGCGGGAGUUUUAGUCUGCUACAGCUAUGGCAACUUCCUUACUCCACGCUGUUAUUCAAUCGCACCAAGCUCUGUAAAGGCUUAUACCCAUUACCAAGGAUGAAAAUUUAUCCCCUGUGCUUCAGUAAACAGAUGCAGACAACCACCUAUGAAGUGGUGAAUGGAAGCUAUUUAGAGACAUCACAAACCAAGCAUGAAAACAAAACAAAGGAAACAGCAUCUGAGAUACUUGAUACAGUUGGUGCCUUUCAAAAGCUACCUAUGGUGAUGCCUUCAGUUGAUAUUCUGUAUUCAUCACUAAGAAAGGCCAAGAGAAUUGCACCUACAAAGGGGAUAGCUAAUGCUGCUAAGCGUGAGAAAAACAAAGGUGCAAAACAACUUGAUGCCCUAAUGAAGGAGCUAACAUUGCCAUUGAGAACAUACAAGGAUAAUUUCCCAAAUAAAAGACAAUUACACCCUUAUGAACGUUCUCUUAUUGAGUUGACUUUGGGAGAUGGAAAUUAUGAAGAGGUUUUAGGAAAAGUUGAUUAUCUAAGGAAGAAACUGGUAUCAGUUGGAAAAGAACACGCAUCACUCUGUGCUCAGUCAACAACAAAGAGAGAAGCAGAAGAGAGGUUAGUUGAGGGAAUGAGAAAACUUGAAGAAAUUUUUCUUUCAGAUGGAAAAGCCGUUGAUGAUUUGAUGCAAAUAGCCAAGACUUUGAGAGCAAUGCCAGUUGUUGAUCUUGAAAUGCCAACACUCUGCCUUGUUGGAGCUCCUAAUGUUGGAAAAUCAUCUUUAGUCCGCAUACUCUCAACAGGAAAGCCUGAGAUUUGUAACUACCCUUUUACAACUAGAGGCAUUUUAAUGGGCCAUAUUGCUUUAAGCUACCAAAAUUUCCAGGUGACUGAUACACCUGGGAUCUUGAGGAGACGUGAUGAGGACAGGAAUAAUUUGGAAAAAUUAACACUUGCUGUGUUGUCUCAUCUACCUACUGCUGUAUUAUUUGUUCAUGAUUUAACUGGAGAAUGUGGGACAUCUCCUUCAGAUCAGUUUUUAAUUUACCAAGAAAUAAAAGAAAGAUUCAGUGAGCAUCUUUGGAUUGAUGUUGUCUCCAAAUGUGAUCUUUUGGAAGAAUCUCCGGUUCUUUAUGUUACAGAAAAUGCUGAGGAUGAUAAUGAUGAAUUAUUAAAAUACCGAAAAGUGGGACCCGAUGGAGCACUUCGUGUGUCUGUAACAAAUGAAGUUGGACUCAAUGAGUUGAAGAAUAGAGUGCAUGAAGUGCUGGUAUCUCAAUCAGCAAGACUCAACAUUCAGAAACCUGAGGGCAUUAUGGACAACAUUUCUUCUCCACGGAAAACUUUCAUUUAAUAUGUUUUUUUUUCUAGGUUAAUCUGCUUUUCAAUAUUGAAAAAGGAUAUGGACA